CUGGCAGAUGCGCCCUUGUACUCCGCAGAGACGCAGAGUCCGCCGGCGUGCUUCCCUCGCACCCUGGGCGCUGUCCUGUGGGUUUCCGCCGUCUUCCACUCAGACCACCAUGAGAUUGGGAGAUUGACGGAUGCGCUGCUCUGCUUACUCACCAGCGCUGCCCGCUAGCCCUUACUCAGCAACUUGUCCCAAAGAGACUUAACGCGUCGCGCGCGCUCUCUCCGCUUUCCAGCACGCCGUCCGCGUUCCCUCCCCCUGAGUGCUCAACCCAUCGAACGCGUACCACCCACCCUCAGUCAUGUCCAGCCAGAGAGACUUUGGCGUGUUCCCGGUUCCAAGCUGGCUACGCCACCGCGAAGACAAGCCGUUGCACUUUGGCCUCUUCCUCAAUGCCAUGUUUGGGAUCUUUGCUUGCUUCACGGUUUCCAACCUCUAUUACUGCCAGCCGAUUUUAGGAAACCUCGCUAGUGCCUUCGGCGUAUCUGACAACAAAGUAUCGAACAUUCCUACGUUGGUACAGGCAGGAUAUGCCGGCGGGCUCCUUCUGCUCACGCCGCUCGGCGACAUGGUCCAGCGACGACAGCUCAUUCUCCUCCUUGUGCUGAUAUCCGCAUCGCUCACAAUCGGACUCGCACUCACCAGCUCACUCGUCGCCUUCGAGGUGAUCACCUUCCUCGUCGGCUUCACAAGCGUGACGCCGCAGAUCCUCAUCCCGCUCGCGGCGGACCUCGCGCCGAUGGACCGCAAGGCGGGGGCGACGGCGGUCGUGUGGGCCGCGCUGAUGUUCGGCGUGCUCUUCGCGCGAGUACUUUCCGGUGUGAUAGCGAACUUCGUCACAUACCGCGCGGUGUACUGGCUCGCGAUGGGCCUGCAGUACGUCGUGCUCGUGGCCGCGUGGUUCAUCAUCCCGAACGUACCCCGCAAGAACCUCGGCUUGUCGUACGCGGGCAUCCUCUGGUCUAUGGCGAAGCUCGCAGUUACGCAGCCGCUCCUCAUCCAGAGCGCGCUCUGCCUGCUUGUCAGCAAUAUGUGCUUCACCAACUUCUGGGUCACGCUCACGUUCCUGCUGCUUGAAGCGCCCUUCCACUACUCCUCGCUGGAUAUCGGUCUGUUCGGUCUGCUGGGUAUGCUCGGUGUCCUGCUCGGCCCGUUCCUCGGCCGCAUCCUCGACUUCAUCUACCCGUGGUGGGGCGCCGUCUCAGCGUGCUUCGCGCUGCUCAUCUUCCAGGCCGUCAUGGUCAUCGGCGCGGGCCUCAACAUCGCGCCCGUCAUCAUCGCGACGCUCGGACUCGACGUCUUCCGGCAGACGACCUCCGUCUCGCUCGUCAACAUGGCCUUCGCGGUCGAUCCCUCCGCGCGCUCGCGCAUCAACGCCGUCAUGAGUGUCUCGCUGUUCAUCGGGCAGGUGAUCGGUACGUCCGCAAGCACGACGGUGUUCCUGCAACAUGGCUGGCGCGUGUGUUACGGCAUGGCGCUUGCGUGGACGGGCCUGCAGGGCUUGAUCCUCCUCUUCCGCGGGCCGCACUGCCCGAAGACCACCUGGAUCGGCCCGUGGACGGGUGGCUUCAAGCUGCGCAAGCCCAGGGCUGCACCGCCUGCGCCCGCCCCCGUCGCGGCGCCGGAGGCAGAGAAGAACGAAAAGUCUGAGGUCGCGGAGACCCCGAGCGAGCGCGAGAGCGGGGAGAAGGCAGUGUAGACGUGAGUUGACCAGCCGUAGAUAGAUGCGGGCGGCGGCUGCUAUUGGCGGUGCCCGUUGCCCUGCGCUUAGCACUUAUAGAGAAUACCACUAAUACGGCGGGAAAAUCCGUUGCGCGAGCUAUCCUGCGUGAUGAAGUUCGCGCCGCCGUAAAUCAACGUCACAUCGCAGUUUCUCACUCACCUCGCUGGUGUUGUUCUCGCGCAGCUCUCAGGCAGUUCGCACCCCGGCCAAUUCAUAGAGCCCUCGCACUGCCAUCUAAGUCUCACAAGCCGGGUUGAGGACGAAGCACGUUGUGCAGC
Messenger RNA from Rhodofomes roseus, 1998 nucleotides. RefSeq names its product major facilitator superfamily domain-containing protein. The coding region runs from base 299 to 1696 and encodes 465 amino acids. NCBI's taxonomy places the organism in Eukaryota, Fungi, Basidiomycota, Agaricomycetes, Polyporales, Fomitopsidaceae. The record is from RefSeq and is a predicted model, not a curated record. The transcript is spliced from 9 exons. Gene Ontology annotation, biological process: transmembrane transport. Gene Ontology annotation, molecular function: transmembrane transporter activity.